Molecule: messenger RNA, 8363 nt
Organism: Chroicocephalus ridibundus (black-headed gull)
Lineage: Eukaryota; Metazoa; Chordata; Aves; Charadriiformes; Laridae
Gene: CTDSPL2
Product: CTD small phosphatase like 2
Exons: 13
Coding region: 165-1565 (466 amino acids)
Molecular function (GO): phosphoprotein phosphatase activity
Source: RefSeq, a predicted model, not a curated record
UGCUGAGCGGCUGCGGAGCGCGGAGCCCCCGGCGGCGGUGUAAACACAGCGGCGCCCGCCCGGCCCGGCCUGGCCCGGCCUGGCCGGCCGCCGGGGACCCGGACACCGGGGGCCCGCCUCCCCGGCACCCCGCACCCGCAGCUUUACAUGUGUAACACCUGAAAAUGAGGCUGAGAACGCGGAAAGCUUCUCAGCAAUCGAAUCAAAUCCACACACAACGUGCUUUGAGGGCGAAGAGGAAACACUCGGAGGUGGAGGAGAGCUUACCUGGUGGUGGAGGGAAACCCCAGAAAAAUGAAACCGGCUUGUUGUCUUCAAUCAAAAAGUUUAUUAAAGGAAGCACACCCAAGGAAGAAAGAGAAAAUCCUGCAAAAAGAAGUAGAAUUGAACGGGAUAUUGAUAACAACUUGAUUACAUCCACACCUCAAACAGGAGAAAAGCCUAAUAAACAGAUCUCUCGAGUACGACGGAAAAGUCAAAUGAAUGGAGAAGCUGGAAGUUAUGAAAUGACAAACCAACAUGUAAAGCAAAAUGGAAAAUUAGAAGAUAAUCCUACCACUGGCAGUCCCCCACGAACUACGUUACUGGGAACCAUAUUUUCUCCUGUUUUCAAUUUUUUUUCACCAGCAAAUAAAAAUGGAACAUCAGGAUCCGAUUCUCCAGGACAAGCUGUUGAAGCUGAAGAAAUAGUCAAACAGCUUGACAUGGAGCAGGUGGAUGAGAUCACGACAAGUACUGCAACGUCAACCAAUGGCGCAGCUUACACCAGCCAGGCCGGGCAGGUCCGAUCCGCCAUCAACAACGGGUUAGAAGAAGUGGAGGAAACAAAUGACCGCGACCUGCCGCCACUCACAGCACCAGUAUCUCCAGACAGUGGCUACUCAUCAGCUCACGCGGAAGCCACCUAUGAAGAAGACUGGGAAGUCUUUGAUCCAUAUUAUUUCAUCAAACAUGUUCCGCCACUAACAGAAGAACAACUUAACAGGAAGCCAGCUCUUCCACUGAAAACAAGAAGCACACCAGAAUUCUCAUUAGUUCUAGACUUGGAUGAAACAUUAGUGCACUGUAGUCUAAAUGAAUUAGAAGAUGCUGCACUCACUUUUCCAGUUCUUUUUCAAGAUGUCAUUUACCAGGUUUAUGUCCGGUUAAGGCCAUUCUUCCGAGAAUUCCUGGAACGUAUGUCUCAGAUUUAUGAGAUCAUUCUUUUUACUGCUUCUAAGAAGGUGUAUGCAGACAAGUUAUUGAACAUACUAGACCCUAAAAAGCAACUGGUCAGGCAUCGACUUUUCCGUGAGCAUUGUGUUUGUGUACAAGGAAACUACAUAAAGGAUUUAAACAUUCUUGGUAGAGAUCUUUCAAAAACGAUCAUAAUUGACAAUUCACCGCAAGCCUUUGCUUAUCAGCUUUCAAAUGGAAUCCCUAUAGAAAGCUGGUUCAUGGAUAAAAAUGACAACGAACUCCUAAAAUUGAUUCCAUUUCUGGAGAAACUCGUAGAGCUGAACGAAGAUGUCCGACCUCACAUCAGAGACAGAUUUCGCUUGCAUGACUUGCUACCCCCAGAUUAAAGCCUUUUGCCUCGUUACUGAAGGGGGAGAAAAUGCAGGACCCUUUUGGACUAAAACAAAACAUUGCCAUUACUGUUGAAAUUUUGCAUUUUUGUACCCCGUCUUGCUUUUCUUAUCUUUGGUGCCCAACAAUAAUCAAGGGUUACAGAAAGAGACUUUCUAUAUCUGAGCUUGACCACACUCAGUACAAUACAGUACCGCGCAGUAGGUAGGCUAGAACAGAAAAGUCUUUAGAACUAGUGCAACUCCAAUGAAAUUUUUUUAUGUACAGGACAUCUGCAGUUUAUAAAGAAUUCUGUUUCUGCCACCAGCAGUUUGACCUGUAGAAACACAGGAUUUUAUGAUAUAACAGAGAUCGAAAAUGGACUCUGAUUUUCUCUCUGUUCGGUGCUCUAAGUGGGUUUGUAGCCACUUUUCUGUUACUUUUAAGAUUCUCAUUUCAACAGGAAUGGCCAGUAAAAGUUGUUUUAUUUUUCCUGUUAAGGUUUAUAACCUUUUUACAUUUUUGACCUGUAUUAGAUUAGAAUUUCAUUAUGCAUUCCUUUUAGUUGAGGCGCUUCAUAGUUUUUUCUGGAAAUAGCCAAAUUUUCUUAGUUUUUUAUUAAACAGUUGAAUGGCCGUUUUCCUGCUUCGUCUGCCUGCAUACUGUAUAUUUGUUUAAAAAUAUUCUCUAGUUUUAGUCCACGUAAGUUUCAUUUAGAAAGAAAACCCCUGCAUUUAUAUUUUCUUUCUGUAAUAUUCUACUGUAGUUGAAAUCUUUUCAAAAAUCAAGAGACUGGCUAGAUAAGAAGAAUAGAAGAAUUACUAAUAUUCAGAAUAUUUUAAACCAUUGUGAUGGCAUGUGCUCUGGACAGACAGUAUCUUGCAGUGGCACAAACGGAUGGACAAGGAAUACCUCAGACCAUGCUGUGCGUGCAGAUCUCGAAAGGAGAACUAGUUGGGUCACCCGGUAGGUUUGGCGCGAUUCAGUUACUGCUGCCUUCUGUUUCCUGCGCGAUUGAAGGGUUCUGCACAGCGGCUCAGUAUUUUAAGGUGUUUGGCAUGGGCUGACGGUACCUCUGUGACACUCGGCGUUACAAUCAGUUUCCCAUCUGGGUGACAGCGCAGGUACCUGGCGGUAACUGUGCACCCUCCUGUGGUACGUACACUCCGCCGCCGCCGGCCUGCUAUCAUACUGGUUUUCUAUGGAAAUAGUCUCUCAGCCUGGGGUCUCUAAUGCAGCUACUACAAGAGGCUGAUAUUUUUAUAAUGGGGUGUAAUCUCCUUUUCAGGAGGCUUUUUAUGGAAGGUAUAAUUUGUAAAAGUUAGGAUGCUUUGCCUCUCGACUGCAUUAACGCGCCAUAGGCUCAGACUGUUUUUGUGUAAAAGAUGUCACAGAACGGCACUUUUUCUAAAGAGAAGUUUGAUAUUUUGUAUGCUUGUUAAGAAAGUACAGUAUUGGAAAUUAAAGGUGGACAACUGAUAAUUGAGAAGUAUGUCAAUUAAUUUUUUAUGUAUAUUACCUGUUUACUUGUACAAUUUUAUUGUACAAAUUACAUGCAGCUUCAUUUUCAAAUGAGUCCUUAAAAUAAGGAAAAUCUUUUUAGGAAAACAUUUAAUUUUUGUAUUUUUGAUUUUAAAAGGCAUGAGUUAUGUCAACUUUUUCCAGUGUAUUAAUGAAGAUUUUAACUUUUCAUCAGGUUGAGUGUUUUCUUACUAUAUUAUCUGUUGUGUAUGUAGUUAGCACAUUGUGUCACUGAACUGUUUAAAAAACUUAGCAUGUAGAGCAAGCCUGUUUUGUGGAAAAUCCUUAUUCAUUAAAAAAAAAAAAUCAUCAUGGCAGAUUUUCUGCAAAAAAGUGAAAACAUUUGCAAUUCAGAAUACUGAUUUUUUUUGUAUUUAAAGAAAGGUAUUUUGCUUGCAGGAAAGAAAUACUACAGAUUCAUUUUAAUGAGAAUCUUUUAAAUGUAUUUAUCUUUAGGGCAUCUGGGCAUCUUUACGCUGUUUGUCUUAUGUCUUUAUUGAAAUAAAAUGUACAUAACAUUACCUUUAUAUAUGCUUUUGCGCAGACGUGUGAACCCUGUAACCAUCCCCGUUCCUUCCUGUUUUUAUGUCGAUAAGAUGGUUCUGGAAAUAUUUAUAGAUUUUGAAAAUGGUCAGCUUGUAUUUGAAUUGCUACAUGGUUUGCCAACUAUUUUUCAGUUGUUCGUUAAGAUGUAAAUCUAAAUCUGAGACUUUUAAUUACUUUGACAGUGAAUCCUUGGUUAACGUGGAAUUCUUCCAAAUUUCUCCAAGUAAUUGACGUAACGGAACUGCUUUAAAAUUCACCGGUCUACCCGAAUGAAAGGAUUUUUGUUAAGUAGUUCAUCGCUUUUCUCCGACUGUAAAAAGAGAUGAUCAUCUGUUCGAAUAAUGUCCUUAAACACGUGGGUCCUAUCUUUGGCUAAAACCAUUCUAAAAGUGCUUUCUUUAGUUAAGGAAACCAAAGCAUACAUUGCACUUUACAGCUGUAUCUGUGUUGUGAUGAUCAGAUCAGUGAGGGAAAUCAAAAUGUAAAUUGAGGGAUUUAGUUCUACAUAGAUGCACAGCAGAAAUAACAGAGACUGCUUAGUAAACAUAUUAAAUAUUAAUAUUUUAAUGUGCUGCAAGUCUGGUAUUUAUCAUUCUGAACUUUCUUUGCAGAAUGAGUCUACCUUCUUCAAAAUGUAAGUUCCUAAAAAUGUCAAACAGUUCUGGCAUCAACAGUCUUUGCAUGAAGCAAAGCUACAAUCCAUCAGGUUUUAUUUUCGUCUUAUUAGUCCCCAGGGUGAGACUUAAGUGUUCCUCUGACAUGAGUCCGGAUCAAAUUGUGCACACCAAAAUUGACACCGAUAACCGGGGGAGUCUCAACUACGUGCAUUACUCGAGUCUUGAAUGUAGAGUUGUGCAACUUAAGCAGUUAAUCUUGUAGCUGUAUCAUUUAUUCCAAUUUUAUGUAUUUUUUUAGAAAACAACAUCCUAUUUCCACAGUUCUUAAUGAUUUCAUUUGUGGUCCUUCGCUUGAUUGUGGUAAUCAUGUGUUAAUUUCACAUGUCCAUAUGUAUUCUGUUCUAGGUCUGAGCAUUCUUGGUUCCGAGAGCAAAAUAACGUCUGUCUUAAUUAUUUUGGCAAUACGUGUUCAAUCUUUUCUUUUUUUCUCCUUGAAUUGCUAUAUAGCUAGAAUAGCUUGGUAUUAUCGGCUUCCUUUCCACCUUUGAUUCAUUUCACUUUCAAUUUUUUUCAUUACUUUUGAAAUGUAUCAGAAAGCCUGAAUGUUUCAAGACCUGAUUAAAAAUCUCCCAAACCAAGAGUGGUAUCAACCAAAGGCACGCUGAGGAGACAUAUCUGCUUUAAACAACGCACGUAGCUGCGUUACCAGAGAUCAGGAGGUAUGUGAGAGCUGUGCGGAGGGGGAACAGGUCGCAGCGCUGGCGGCAGCAGGGCCGGGUCAGUUGUGGGGACAGUCUGCUCUCGCUCGCUGCGAGGAGCCCAGCGUCCGUUGGUAGCACAGCAGCCCCCCUCCCAGGCGCGGCGCUUCCCCACACCUGAGCUGGAGGGCAGUUGUACUGGUUGGGUUGGCGCAGCUGGAGAAGCAUCGAGCCCCCGUGGGGAGAGGGACCAGGAGGGAGUGGAUGAGGAGAAGGUGGAGUGGGCGGAAAUCUCGUCAACCCCUCUGCCUCCAGCAGAGCAGUAAUGUGGGCCCGCUCUGAAACCGCCGUGAACGGCAGAGCUUGUUUGUUCAGGAGGGAAAGCUGUCCAGAAACACAAAAAUAUUGGGACUCUACUGAGCGAAUACCCAUAUUCCUUUAUUUUUCCUUCUGGCUCCGGCUUCCUUACAGCAUCACAUUGCAAAGCGUACCCUUUAUUCUUUGUCUAAACCCACUUGAAUCAACCACGUAUCGUUAGUAUAUUAAAGUAGAAGAUAAGAUUCAUAACUUCACAAUUUAUAGGAAAAGGAAGGUGAGCCCCUGCCCGUGAUACGAUGCCUGUAUGGCAGGGAAUUGUGGCUACUGAACCAGUCGAGUGACCCUUGCUGUCCUCUUGCUUCGGAGCGAGGACUGGAGUAGCGCUGAGUACACCUAAGUGGGGAAUUAGAAAAGUUAACUGUGCCUUUUUCCCUCCCCUCGGUGUGCUGUGCUCCCGUAAGCUUCCACUUGAAGGACGUGGAGAGCACACCUUUGCAAAGCUGAAGUUUCAAUGUAAAACGAAUGUUUGCAUAGUUGAAAUGAAUCUAGUACAGAUAGCUAAAUUAUAACUUAAUAGAACUCAAGAAGUCAAGGCCAGAAAGUAAACAUUCACAACCUAAUGUCACUUUUAAAAAUGGACAAUACCUACUGGUAUGAUACAGCUCAGUUGGACAAGUUUGUUCUGGCAGGUGCCAAGAGAAACUAAUCAUUCUUCUAUUAAAAUAAUGUCUUCCGCUGUAAGUAGAGUGUUAAGCUAAACAGGCAGUGUUUUGUGGUGAAAGGACUUCUGUGGAUGCAUGUGGCAAAGACAACAGAUGGUACCUUUGAUCUGCAGUCAUGCCACUUCCAUGGUUCGUGCCAUACACUUGUUUAAACUCAUUGUCAAAGACCGAUACAAAGAAGAAAUAAAGCAAUGGCAGUCCCCAGGCACCGCGGGGAGCGUCAGCCGCAGUGCACAGCCCGCUGUUACGGGCCUCGCCUCCCGAGAGCGAGGUAAAUGUCUUUGGUUUUAGGCGGCCAGCGCCUCUGUCUGGCACCAGUAAUCCACCCAAGGCGCGUCCUCACAGUCUUCAGGCAAAAAGAUUGGCUUGAGGAUUGGAGUUAAAAGGGAGUUUAAAAUCCAUUCUGUGAAUAGUAUGAAGUUGAAAUGUGCCGACUGACAGGGAAACCUGGGACGGCAGCAGCGUUCCCAGCAGCCCGGGCUGAUGGAAUGCUGGCAGCCUCUCUCCUCCUUCUCCUUCCCUCCCAGGGUCACAUUUGUCACCCGCUGCCUUCUGCUAGUGCUGGUGCUCGUGCAGCCGCCUGGUGAGGCUGCGCCGGGAGCUGAUCAGCCAAAAUCUAACCUGAUAGAAUACAGGGAGAGGUUGUGGCAACGAGGGCUCCAGGCCUUACAGCAGGUAGAGCUCCAGGGAGCGGCAGCUGAGUGAAGGUUCGCGGGAAGACAGUUUUUCUGGAAAAAAUAACAGUUGCGUUAGACUGGUUCGGGUGGAGAACAGUGUCGCCGUGUGUCUUGACGACGCUGAAGGACUGCUCUCAAAGAUUCGAUUACACCAAACCCACGUCAUUUCAGAUUUGCGUCUUGGGUUCUUGAUACUUAAAUCAAAUCCCAAACAAGUUAAAUGGCUGAGGAGAAGUAGCAUAGGGGCAUCAUUUUCUUAGCUAGUGGUCAUAAUUUUGUAAAAAAAUAAAAAAUAAAUUUAAAAAAAAAUCCAAAACAUUGGCAGCAAGCGUUUUUGUUUGGAAGCAAGCAAGGAUGGUCUGCUAAAGAUUAACUUGUAUAGAUUUUGUGAAGCACAUCACUAUUUUGGUUGUCUUGACUGUGUAAUGUAAUAUUGUUUUGCUUUAUUUUUUUGAUACUUGCAAAGAUGUCAUUGUACUGAUAGGCUGAAUCUUGUAAAAUACAAUUGGAAGAGAACUCACGUUCUACAAAUUUGUGUUUCUUCUGCAAUCAUUUCUAGUAUAUAGAAUCAUAAAGAUUUAUAUUAAAUAUUUAUGCUCUGGCUACUGUUUUCAUGAUUUUUAGCUGCUAUCCUCUUCCAUUGAAGCCUGUUUGCUGUAAAGCAGGACAUUCCUCACAUCACUUUUCAGCCUUUAAAAUGGAAGGAAAAGAAGUGUUGGGUAUGUGUUUUAAAAGCUAAGGAUACUGGAGGCCAAACAAGAAAAAAAAAUAGAUGUGGUUUAUGUACUAAAAUUGUCACGGCACAUUCUUUUAAGAUGGUCUUGCUUAGAGUCUGAUUUUCAACAUGAUACGUAUUCCAGUGGAUAUCUUUUGUAAAAUGGCCACAAGGCCCGAUCUGUCUCAUUUUUAUUUGUUUCUCCUCCUAAGCAGAAACCUUUAGAUUUCUCCAAACCGAGAAGGGGGUGGUUUCUCAGAAGGCAGGAGUUCCUCUGACUCAGAGCUGUGCUGAGCAGCAUUUUUUUUCUUUGUGCCUUAAUUUCCGCAUCUAUACAAUGGGAAAAAUACUUUGCUGUUUUAAUCCAAAUGUUUAAAUUACUCUAAAUAUGUUGUGUAAAUACAUAAUAUUUUUACAAUUAACAUGUUCCCAGUCAUUGCAGAAUUCUUGGCGGUUCCAUAAUUAUCCUCACCGCAUACUGAGCUUACAAAACUCUAUAGACUUGGUGAGGAUAUAACUUACGACAUCAUUUGAUCUACAGUUAUGUCUCCAUUGUUAUUUAUAUCGCCUGGUAAAUGGGUAACAACAAAAAAAGGAUGGCAGAUUUGGAAGUAAUAUUUUUUUUUGUAUCAUGUAUCAUUCCGCUUAUUAUAUGGAAGACACGUGUUCUUCUAAAAGUAUUAUCUUCAGAGACAAUAGAUCCUCCUCUUCCACUUUAAUUGCUCAGAUUCUCACAGAAAUCACAGAGUUGGGAGGUGGCAGUGAAGUACACUGGAUGAAGUGAAUGUUUCCAGCUUUUAUGGGUUUGAUGUUAUUUGACAAGGUGGAAAGAAAUAUACCACCCACAAGCUGGGCUGGAGGAGGCUCAGGGGGCCUGGUCUGUAGCCCCCAGGCACAUCAUGGCUUUGGGGUUUAAUCCUGAGAUAAAGGUGUCCUCUGCGUCUAACCUGCUCCAUCAGCAGCAUCCAAACACUGCGGAGCAUCAAACGUCACCAGGUCUG